GCCAAGGGCCCUCACCUCUGGUUUUAUGUGAGCGUUGACUGCAUCUCAAUUACUUAGAGGACUUUUCUCCCAGCCUUAAGCUGUAUUAAGAUGUGAUGACCGGCCCUUGAAUUGGGCAGCAAUGCGUACGCCUUCUGCACCAUCCCUGCUCGCUGACAGUUUCAAAAUGAUAGAAACCCCUUAUUUUCCCAGUGCAGAUGUGCCUUUUGCCCAGGGCUCCUGCAGCCAUGUGCUGGCAGCGGGUGCUGCUUCAAGCAAGGUCAAGUUUGCCCUUUCUGAGGUUGGGUGCUGGCCCUGUCACCCUCAGCCAGCCUGUGCUGAUGACUCUUGCCUCUGUUGCGAUUGAUGCUGCCAAGCCUUUGCUGCGCUGGGCUGCGGAGCAUGGAGUUUGCUCCAUUUGAAACAAAAUCCACACCCAGUUUUCCUCACCCGUGUAGUCCCUCAUCCAACCCUGAAUCUCCCGCAGCUCCCCGGGCAGGAGUGCGAUGUUGUUAAACAGCAACUCUGCCUCUGCCAGAUCUUCACUUCGCCUGUCCGGAGCCAGAGAGCAGUGCUCUGCCACAGUCCUGGGACACAGUUCUUGCCUGGUCCCUGUAAGCAGCAAAAUGCCACUAGCUGUGCUUACACAACAGUUAAUUUUUGGCUGGUAUGAUGUGGUAUAAGCCAUCCGGGACUUUGUAUCUUCAUUGUACUGCUUGUCCUCUGCCAGUGCUUCCCAUCGCUCGUGCCAUCCAAGCAUCUCUGUAAAUACCACAAUGCUGGCUUCCUAUCGGCUCGCCUGCACUGGGGCUGCAUUUCAGAGAUGCUCAGAGUAAACCCCAAGCAUCCAUAUUCCUCAGAUGGCCGUAAUUCCCCAUUUAAAGUCAGGGCAUUGUCAGCAGCAGUAAUAAAGAGCAUUCGAGCUCAGACAAGUUCUCCCUGGCACCUUAUCUAGGCAAAUAUUAUCAAGCUAUUGAGCUAUACAGCAACUGCUGGAUGGGGAUGACUGGGGAAUUUGCCAAAGGAAAUGUCAAGGAUGAAAUGUCUUUCUAGUCCAGAACAAAAGAUUUAGCAAAUUGUGAGGGUUUAAGAGCCUCUUUCCCUGGCUUUGCUGUCUUAAACCUUUAAAAAGAAACUGUUGUAGCUGCCCUGGUGGCAAGAAGAGUCUCAGCCUCAGUGUUAUCGUUCUGCGGCAUUCAGGGCAGCAGAAGUGAUGAGCAUCGGAGAUUGUGAACUUGUUCCUCCCUGAGGAAAGCGUCGACAGAGGAAGGCAGCAAAGCCGCAGGGGCAGUGAAUCGCCCCCCUCCUUGCAGCUGCCCUUCGGGGUGGCCCUGCCUCAUCCCACGCUCCCACCGCACCAUCGGAGGAGCCGUGGCCGCUUGCCCUGCGUCCUUCCCACCUGCCUUUGCCUGCCAAGGCCCUCGAGCAACUGGCUUCUCCACCAUAACUUCGCCCCUCUCCUCUCCCCAGUGCGCAGUUCCCAUUUAACCGCUGUAGGUUCCGUGGCCCUGGCUCCUGCGGGCACCUCCUGUCCGUGUGCUGCUUGCUGCUGCUCUCUCCUCCCCGCUUGCCGACGUCUUUUCUCAGCCUCCUGAGGUCCCGCUGCUAGCCAGCACCAGCAGCAUUUUUUAUUCCCCGAAGUGACCUUUUAAUUACAUAACGACUUAACAAACACUCAGCACUGACAACAUACCGAAAUAAUUGAAACAAUGUUUUUCCAGCCUUCAAAAACAGGAUUCUGUACCAAAACUCUGUCCUUUUUGAUUCCCAAAGUUAGAAAAACAAGCGGCAGGGAGAUGGUGUGGGCUGGGAACUGGGAAGCCGUCGGCUCGCCCGGCGUGCCUGCCUCCGCUUUGAAGCGGGGUGGCUCUGCAGGGCAGCAAUGGUCUCUGUUAGCCUUGGGGUGGGCCGUGGCUUCAGGUCAAGGCUGUGCUGGGAUGCAGGCAAAUGAGUGAGGGCUGCAGUCAGUUGCUCACCAUAAUUGGCAUUUCCCUUUGGUGGCAAACAAAGGUCAAAGGAAAGUACGGGGAGAAGGUGAUGAGAUGGUGAGAUUUCUCUAGCCCCUUUGUAACCCCCCCCAUGCUGAAGGCAUGUGGGUGAGGUGUGACAUUUUGGGUGAUGCAGGGAGACACUGGGAGAGUCCCUUGGGCAUCGGGGCCAUGGGCUGGGCACACCGAGGAGCUGCGGUCUCAGCUCUUGCUGCUGGUCUUACUCUUCCAUCUCUCUGCUGCUUCCUUGCAGAUCAAGAGACAGCAUGGCUGCGACUGCUGCUGUCAGCCCCAGUGAAUACUUGCAGCCGGCCGCCUCCACUGCCCAGGACUCUCAGCCAUCUCCUCUAGCCCUGCUCGCAGCGACAUGUAGCAAAAUCGGUCCCCCCGCAGUGGAAGCCGCCGUGACUCCUCCUGCCCCUCCUCAGCCAGCGCCUCGCAAACUCGUCCCCAUCAAACCUGCUCCUCUCCCUCUGGGCUCCAGUAAGAACAGCUUUGGGAUCCUGUCGUCGAAAGGGAACCUCUUCCAGAUCCAGGGCUCUCAGGUCGGCACCUCCUACCCCGGGGGGCAGCUGGUUUUUGCCAUUCAGAACCCAACUGUCAUCAACAAGGGGACCCGCUCGUCCGCCAACAUCCAGUACCAGGCGGUGCCCCAGAUCCAGGCCGCGGGGGGACAGACCAUCCAGGUCCAGCCCAACCUCACCAACCAGAUCCAGAUUAUUCCAGGCACGAAUCAAGCAAUUCUCACCUCUUCCUCUUCCUCUCACAAGCCCGUGCCCAUCAAACCGGCUCCGGCGCAGAAGGGUGGAGCUUCGCCUGCACAGGGCACGAGCAACGUGGUCAAGUUAGCCGGUGGCAGCAACGUGACUCUUACCCUGCCCGUGAACAACCUGGUGAACACCGCUGAGCCGGGCACGCAGGCUCAGAUCCUUGCAGAGAGCCCCUCGAAGCCCAGCAAAAAGACUCGGAAAAAAGCCAUGUCGCCCGCCCAGCCUGCUGCUGUGGCCGUGGCCGAGCAAGUAGAGACGGUGUUAAUAGAGACCACAGCGGAGAACAUCAUCCAGGCGGGCAACAACCUGCUGAUUGUGCAGAGCCCGGGCUCCGGCCAGCCGGCCGUGGUGCAACAGGUACAGGUGGUGCAGCCCAAGCAGGAGUCGCAGGUGGUGCAGAUCCCGCAGCAGGCCCUGCGCGUGGUCCAGGCCGCCUCCGCCACGCUCCCCACCGUCCCCCAAAAAUCCUCCCAGAACUUCCAGAUCCAGACGACGGAACCCACUCCUACACAGGUCUACUUCAAAACACCGUCGGGUGAGCUGCAGACAGUGCUGCUCCAGGAAGCCUCGGCCAUGACAGUGGCUCCAUCUGCGACCUCUUGCAGCAGCCCCGUGUCCCGCACCCCCGGCACGGGGAGCGGCAGCAAGAAACAAGCCACGCGCAAGGAACGCACUCUGCCAAAGAUUGCCCCUGCUGGAGGCAUCAUCAGCUUGAACGCGGCUCAGCUGGCGGCCGCGGCACAGGCCAUGCAGACCAUCAACAUCAACGGCGUGCAAGUCCAGGGUGUGCCUGUCACCAUCACCAACACUGGAGGCCAGCAGCAGCUGACUGUGCAGAACGUGUCUGGCAACAACCUGACCAUCAGCGGCCUCAGCCCGACCCAGAUCCAGCUCCAGAUGGAGCAAGCGCUGUCCGGAGAGAUUCAGCCAGGGGAGAAGAGGCGACGGAUGGCGUGUACCUGCCCCAACUGCAAGGACGGGGAGAAGAGGCCGGGGGACUCGGGCAAGAAGAAGCACAUCUGCCACAUCCCGGAGUGCGGGAGGACCUUCCGAAAGACCUCGCUGCUGCGCGCUCACGUGCGCUUGCACACGGGCGAGCGCCCUUUCGUCUGCAACUGGGUUUUCUGUGGGAAGCGCUUCACACGCAGUGACGAGCUGCAGCGGCACGCUCGCACGCACACAGGCGACAAGCGAUUCGAGUGCGCGCAGUGCCAGAAACGCUUCAUGCGGAGCGACCACCUGACGAAGCACUAUAAAACCCACCUGGUCACCAAGAACUUGUAGGGCCGGGAGCUGCCCCACGGCUCCCUGCCUGCACAGACAGACCCUGCGAGGGCACCAGCCUGUGACGCCGCGGCACUCCAGCGUCCCCGGCCGUGGCCGUCCGCGGAGAGGAGCCCUCAGGGACGUCCUCCUGUCCUUCCUCCGAUGCCGCUUGGGCCCCCACGCAGAAGAAGCCCUUUCUGAAGGGUGCAAGGGGCCAAUCCUCCCUGUGGAUCCCUGGGGCCACGGAGCGGCCCGGUGGUGGCCCGCAGCCCGGCAAAAUGUUUCACGGCCACGUGGGAGCUGGGCACGGAGGGGACUGGACGCUCCGGUGCAGGCGGGCCGGGAGAAGCUCCACAGCACAUUCCUACUUUAUAUUUAAAGUCUAUAAAUAGCUAUAAAUAUCUAUAUAACCCCAUUUGGAAGGUCCCUUUUUUCUAUGGAGAUCGUUGCCUUACGCUCCCUGCUCCCAAUUACGAACACUGUGUAUUGUGAGUGCUUUUUUUAAUCUUUAUUUAAUUUCUCCGUAAGAUGCUGCCCAUCUUCUUUGCCCCCCUUUUCUCCUAACAUUUCUUUUCCAAUACUGAAGAGGUUUCUUUCUCUCUGAUGAUUUCUCUCUCCCCACUUU
Molecule: messenger RNA, 4628 nt
Organism: Haliaeetus leucocephalus (bald eagle)
Lineage: Eukaryota; Metazoa; Chordata; Aves; Accipitriformes; Accipitridae
Gene: SP2
Product: Sp2 transcription factor
Exons: 6
Coding region: 2234-4021 (595 amino acids)
Biological process (GO): regulation of transcription by RNA polymerase II
Molecular function (GO): RNA polymerase II cis-regulatory region sequence-specific DNA binding; DNA-binding transcription factor activity, RNA polymerase II-specific
Source: RefSeq, a predicted model, not a curated record